Molecule: messenger RNA, 1023 nt
Organism: Catharus ustulatus (Swainson's thrush)
Lineage: Eukaryota; Metazoa; Chordata; Aves; Passeriformes; Turdidae
Product: collagen alpha-2(I) chain-like
Exons: 5
Coding region: 1-1023 (340 amino acids)
Source: RefSeq, a predicted model, not a curated record
AUGGGAGAUCGCGACGCUGGAGGGAGUGGAACACACGGGUGUCGGCUUGAGACGCCCGAGGAGGGCAGUGGAGCCCCCCGGCCAUGUCCCCCGGCCGCCGGUGGGCCUCUGCCGCGGGCCGGCGGGCGGCAGGCUGCGGGUCCCGAGGCUGGCGGCGGGGCGGUGGGCCCCUCGCCCCGCGGAGGGGAGAGUGGCCAGGCUUGUCCUACAGCGCCUUCUCCUGGAAGAGGCCGUGGAGACAUAAGGGCUGGUGGCUGCGGUCGGGGCCUGUCGCGCCCCCGGCGGUCGCUCCACGGCCGGGCUCGGAGCCCCGAGGGCGGGAGCCGCGGGCAGGUGACCGCGUCCCGGUCCGUCGGGGCGUGCGCCCACACGCGGACAGAUGCGGCGGAGCCAGGCCGGGCCGGCGGGGCGGCUGAGGGGAUCCCGGCCGCCCUGCACCCUCACAGCUCCGGCUCGGCUGGCUCCCGGCCUGGGGCACUGGAUAGCGGCAGCGGGGGCAUCGAGCGAUGGGAGAAGAGCGAGGGGCUGCAGGCGGCGCGGGUCUCCGCGCAUCCCUCCGUGGGCGCGGGAGAGCAGGCGGCGCGGGGCCGGGCAAGUGUCAGUGCAGCGGCGACGGGACCGGCCGCGGCUUUGGGGGAGCGGGGCACAAACAUGAGGGCGACUGCCAUACACCUCAGCCUAGACAAAGCGCCAUGUUUCUUUCGCCUGCGCGCUGCACUUUUACUGAGGCUUCGGUCCCGCCUGCCCCCGGCCUGCGCGGCACGGGCGCGGUGUUGGAACCCCGCGAGCACGGCCGGGACGCGGGAGAUCCGCACGGGGCCGCGGAGAGAGGGCAAGUUUCCAAGUGAGACCGAGGCAGAGAUUCAGAUGCCAGGCCGCGGGGGUGAAUACCUUAACAACUACGGCGAUGUCUGCGACGUGCCUUCGCCUGGCGGGCAGCCCGGGAUGGCAGCGGGGGCACCAGCACGGCUUUCCCCGCAGCCGGGCCGCCGGGACCGUGUUGCGUCCAGCCUCCACCGCUAG